Lampris incognitus (smalleye Pacific opah) is the source of this 845-nucleotide messenger RNA. Its product is annotated as chymotrypsin-like elastase family member 2A. The transcript has 8 exons. Lineage: Eukaryota; Metazoa; Chordata; Actinopteri; Lampriformes; Lampridae. Gene Ontology annotation, biological process: proteolysis. The record is from RefSeq and is a predicted model, not a curated record. Gene Ontology annotation, molecular function: serine-type endopeptidase activity. The coding region runs from base 1 to 804 and encodes 267 amino acids.
AUGGAGAGGUUUGUGAUUUUUGCCAUCGUGGUAGCUACCGCCUAUGGAUGCGGUCUGCCCACCUUCGCCCCUGUGGUGACCAGGGUGGUUGCAGGAGAGGAUGCCAGGCCUCACAGCUGGCCCUGGCAGAUCUCUCUCCAGUCGGACAGCAGUGGGCGCUGGAGGCACGUCUGUGGGGGCUCCCUCAUCUCUCCUGACUGGGUCCUCACUGCUGCCCACUGCAUGAAUAAGCACUACAGGUACAGAGUGGAACUGGGCAAGCAUAACCUUAAAACAGCUGAGGAGGGCUCCCUCAGGCUGAGGGCAGCCAAAAUCAUCCCCCACGAGGACUACAACACCAUGCUGAGCCGCAACGACAUUGCCUUGAUCAAGCUUUCCUCUCCUGUCACCUUCUCUGACACCAUCAUGCCUGCAUGCUUGCCCGAUUCUGGCUUCAUCCUGCCCCAUGGUGCCCCCUGCUACGUCACUGGCUGGGGACGACUCUCCACGAGCGGUCCCAUGUCUGUCAUCCUGCAGCAGGCUCUGCUGCCCGUGGUGGACCAUGACACCUGUUCACAGGAAGACUGGUGGAGCCUCCUGGCCACUGACAAGAUGGUCUGCGCAGGAGGAGAUGGCAUUAAAGCAGGCUGUAAUGGAGACUCUGGUGGACCACUGAACUGCCAGAACCCAGAUGGCUCCUGGGACGUCCAUGGUGUGGUGAGCUUCGGCUCCGGUCAGAGCUGCAACGUCCUCCAAAAGCCAACAGUCUUGACACAAGUCAGUUCGUAUAUUGGCUGGAUCAACAGGAUGGUGACCACCAACUGAGGAAACUGUUCUACGAUAAACUAACAAUAAAAAGGUUUUUA